Messenger RNA from Cynara cardunculus var. scolymus (artichoke), 693 nucleotides. Its product is annotated as 60S ribosomal protein L26-1-like. The transcript has a single exon. Gene Ontology annotation, biological process: ribosomal large subunit biogenesis; cytoplasmic translation. NCBI's taxonomy places the organism in Eukaryota, Viridiplantae, Streptophyta, Magnoliopsida, Asterales, Asteraceae. Bases 32 to 481 code for a protein of 149 amino acids. Gene Ontology annotation, cellular component: ribosome; cytosolic large ribosomal subunit. The record is from RefSeq and is a predicted model, not a curated record. Gene Ontology annotation, molecular function: RNA binding; structural constituent of ribosome.
UCUUCCCCAACCCUACACCGCCGUAGCAACAAUGAAGUACAACCCACGAGUCACCAGCUCCCGCCGCAAAUGCCGCAAGGCCCACUUCUCUGCUCCGUCGAGCGUCCGCCGUGUGCUUAUGAGCGCACCCCUCUCCACCGAACUUCGAUCAAAGCACAACGCCCGAUCCAUUCCCGUCAGGAAAGACGAUGAGGUCCAGGUUGUUAGGGGAACCUACAAGGGCCGUGAAGGUAAGGUGGUUCAGGUGUACCGCCGGAAAUGGGUCAUCCACAUCGAGCGGAUUACUCGUGAGAAGGUUAAUGGGCAGACCGUUAACGUUGGAAUCAACCCCUCUAAGGUUGUUGUCACAAAGCUGAGGCUCGAUAAGGAUAGGAAAUCGCUGCUCGAUCGUAAGGCGAAGGGUCGUGCUGCUGAUAAAUCGAAAGGAAAGUUCACCGUUGAUGAUGUUGCUGCCGGUGCACCUCUCCAAGAUAUCGAUUAGGUUAUCAUUUACUUUUUUCUUAGCUUAUCAAAUUCCCCAUUUUUAUAUGUUGUUUCAAUAUGAGAACCAGUUCUUGGAGUUUUAUGCGUUUAACGGAAUCUGAUUAGUUUGAUGUGGUUAGCAUUAUUCUGUUUUACGAAUCUAACUUGAAUCUUGUCUUCGUGAUUGCUGUUUUGAAUCAAGUGAAGUUGGUAUCACAUUUGAGUUCAUUC